AUGGAAAGAUAUUACAAAUGUGUUGUACUGUUUUUGGGGUUGGUUAUAAUUCCACAAUCAUGCUUGUGUGCUAAUUCAAAUGUCCCUUGCAUACAACAAGAGGUACAAGCUCUUCUUGAUUUCAAAGCGUCCAUUGCACAACACUCAUCAAACAAACUUUCAUCGUGGAAAGGCUCUCACUGUUGCCAAUGGGAAGGCAUUGGCUGUGACAAUGUCACUGGACAUGUUGUCAAACUUGAUCUCAGAAAUCCUUGUUACCCACCAAAUUGGCGGCAACACUACCUUCAAUAUAUUCCCUGUUUGCAAGUAAUUGCUCCAAAUGUCAGCUCGUCUUUGCUACAAUUAGAACACUUGACUUAUUUGGACUUGACUGGAAAUGAUUUUGGUGAGAGUUUAAUUCCUAUGUUCAUCGGUUCCAUGGGACGCCUUGAGCACCUCUCUCUCUCAGACGCUGAACUUAGCGGAAACAUUCCCAACAGUUUCGGAAAUCUUAAAAGCCUACAAUUUCUUGAUAUCAGCUCUAAUGACAAUUUCAGUUACUCAUUUCAAAUAAGAGAAGACAUCAGUUGGAUAUCUAAACUUCAUUCACUCAAACACCUUGACUUGAGUUCUGUUCCCAUCAAUGACCCACACUACUUGUUUCAGGUACUCAAUUUACUUCCAUCCUUGUCGCAUCUUUCCUUGUAUGAUUGCCAACUUGACAAUUCACUCAUACCUCAUUAUGCUUUUCAAAACAUGACAAAUCUUGUCUAUCUAGAUCUCUCAUUUAAUAAUAUGCUUUCUGGUCCAAUUCCUGAGGUUUUUCAAAACAUGACUUCCAUUGAAUCACUCUAUCUUUCUCGAAACAAUAUCAAUUCUAUUCCAUUAUGGUUUAGUGAAUUAGACAAACUUACCCUUCUUGACCUUUCUGGCAAUGGGCUUCGUGGUCAAAUACCUUCUUAUGCUUUCACAAACUUGUCAUCACUUGUGCAUCUUGAUCUCUCCUAUAACCAACUUGAUUCAGUUUCGUCAUUGUCAUUUGGCAACCUAAAAAAGUUUGUGUAUCUUGAUCUUUCAUUCAAUGAGUUCUAUGGUCCAAUUCCUGAGGUUUUUCAAAACAUGACUUCCAUUGAAUCACUCCAUCUUUCUGGAAACCAUUUCACAUUAGUUCCAUCUUGGUUUUGCAACUUUCAAAAACUUACAUAUCUUGAUCUUUCUAUGAAUGGCAUCCAUGGUCCAAUUCCUGAAGGUCUUCGAAACUUGACUUCCAUUAAAGUCCUAGACCUUAGGGAUAAUAGUUUAACUUCAAUUCCAUCGUGGUUUGUUGAGUUGAAGAGACUUGUGUACCUAGAUCUUAGUUGGAAUCAAAUUACACUUAAAGAAUACUUUCUAUCAUCCAUCAUAAAUUCCAUGUGCCGCCUAAAAACAUUGAUUUUAUCAGGAAACCAGCUUUACACAGAAUCAAUGGAACACUUUGAAACAUCUAAAUGUACUAAAUAUGAUUUGGAGUACUUGGAAUUACGGCAUAAUGAUAUCAGUGGCCACCUGCCAACUUGGUUGGAGAAACUUGAAAAUCUAAAAUACCUUGAUUUUACCUCAAGUUUUCUCCAUGGACCUAUCCCUGUGUCAAUUGGAAAGUUGUCAAAGCUGCGUGAGCUAUCUCUAUCCGAUAAUACAUUUGAAGGGCUUAUUCCUGAAAGUAUAGGUCAACUUGUCUAUUUAACUAACUUAGAUCUUUCUUCUAAUAAGUUUGAUGGUUCAGUUCCUCAAAGCCUAUGGAGACUGACAAAUCUAGAGUUUCUUGAUCUUUCAAACAAUUCUUUUAAUGGGUUCAUUCCGGAAAGUAUUGGUCAACUUGGCUAUUUAACUCACUUAGAUCUUUCUUCCAAUAAGUUUGAUGGUUCAAUUCCUCAAAACCUAUGGAAACUGACAAAUCUAAAGUUUCUUGAUCUUUCAAACAAUUCUUUUAAUGGGGUCAUUCCAGAAAGUAUUGGUCAACUUGUCUUUUUAACUAAAUUAGAUCUUUCUUCAAAUAAGUUUCAUGGUUCAAUUCCUCAAAGUCUAUGGAAACUUGCAAAUUUAGAGUCUAUUGAUCUUUCAAACAAUUAUUUUAAUGGAAUCAUUUCUAUAAGUCUUUGUCAACUUGUCAAUUUGGAUUCUUUAGAUAUUUCUUCAAACAAGUUGGAUGGAAUGAUCUCUAUGGAAAAAGGAUGUCAUUUAAAGUUGCAGUAUUUGAAUCUCUCUCAUAAUCAAAUGACUGGUUCAAUACCAAAAAACAUUGGCCAUAUAAUGUUGUAUUUGGGAAAUUUGUUUCUAGGAAACAACCACAUAAAUGGUUCAAUCCCAAUCUCUAUGUGCCAAAUGCAACUUACCAAUCUUGAUCUUUCAAAGAAUAAUUUAUCUGGUGAAAUUCCGAAUUGUUGGGAGGAUAGCCAAGGGUUGUCAGAGAUAAAUUUGUCAUCAAACAAACUAACAGGAGAGUUCCCAAGCUCAUUUGGGAAUCUUCCCUUCCUGUUUUGGUUGCAUUUGAACAAUAAUAGUCUUCAAGGAGAGAUUCCAACAUCGUUUAGAAAUAUGAAGCGAUUGUUGCUUUUGGAUCUUGGUGAGAAUCAACUUUCUGGAAGUAUACCAUCAUCAUGGACAGAAAACACAUUUCCUUUAGUGCAAAUUAUUCGACUACGGCAUAACACGUUGAGUGGAAGCAUUCCUUCACAGUUAUGUCAACUCAAAUCACUAAAAAUUUUGGACCUCUCCAGAAACAAAUUACAAGGUUCGAUACCUCGAUGCAUAGGAAAUCUGGAAGGAAUGAAAUUUGAAAAAUCAAUAUCAUCAUCGAUUCACAUGCAGUCAUACAAGUUAACAUCAUUGCCUCCACUAGCACCUCCAGCACUGUCUCAAGUAUUUUCUGCAGAUGCUCCUUCUAUGGAGUGGCCCACUCAAGAUCUCACAGAAAGGAUGAAAGGAAUGGAACUUGAAUAUACCAAAAUCUUAAAACUUGUAGUCAACAUUGACUUGUCAGAAAAUAGAUUGGUUGGAUUUAUUCCUAAAGAAAUCGCAUGGCUUACAGGAUUGCAUGGCUUGAACUUAUCAAGAAAUCAAUUGAAAGGAGAGAUUCCUGGGUUAAUAGGAGAAAUGAAAUCACUAGAAUCAUUGGACAUGUCUCAUAACCAACUUUCUGGAAAAAUUCCCAAUACCAUGUCUGCUAUAACUUCAUUGAGUUUUUUAAACUUAUCUCACAAUAACUUCUCAGGACCAAUUCCUAAAGAUAAUCAGUUUUCAACUUUUAAUGACCCGUCUAUUUAUGCUUACAACCCAUACCUUUGUGGAUCUCCACUUCCAAACAUGUGCCCUGGUGAUGUUUUGCAUGGAGCUUCUGAAAGCAAAGGUAAUGAAGAUGAAGAUGGGAUAGAAAAAGUAUGGUUCUACUUUGUGAUAGCACUUGGCUUUGGGACUGGGUUAUGGGGAGUUAUUGGCACUUUGUGGUUCAAGAAGAAAUGGAGACAUUCUUACUUCAGAUGGGUGGAAGAUGUUGGUGAUGAUAUAUAUGUGACAGUUGUAAUAAAAGUGGCAAGGAUAAAGAAGAAGAUGAAGAGAAACCAUGCACGAACAUGAGUAGCUCUAUGUUUAUGUUUCUUGUUCACUUAUUUCUUUUUACUGAAUGUUUCAUUUCAUAUUAGCAUAAGGUUAAUGCCACACUUUGUAUUUGCUUUUCUUCUGAGUUAAUUUUAUCUUUAUGAUUGAAAAAAGUAUGUGUCAUUAAGUUUGUCUUUUGUUGUCUCCAUCUCA
Molecule: messenger RNA, 3765 nt
Organism: Vicia villosa (hairy vetch)
Lineage: Eukaryota; Viridiplantae; Streptophyta; Magnoliopsida; Fabales; Fabaceae
Product: receptor-like protein EIX1
Exons: 1
Coding region: 1-3591 (1196 amino acids)
Molecular function (GO): receptor serine/threonine kinase binding
Source: RefSeq, a predicted model, not a curated record